Messenger RNA from Effrenium voratum, 1224 nucleotides. The record is from the annotation of a GenBank genome assembly. NCBI's taxonomy places the organism in Eukaryota, Dinophyceae, Suessiales, Symbiodiniaceae.
AUGUAUGAUCUCGCCGUCUUCAUGGAAUGGGCCGAGUUCGCCGUGCGCUGGCUGCAUGUCAUCACGGCCAUCGCCUGGAUCGGCUCGUCCUUCUAUUUCAUCGCGCUCGACCUGGGUCUGAACCGGGAUAUCGAAGGCCCGGCCGAUGGCGAGGAAUGGCAGGUCCAUGGCGGCGGCUUCUACCACAUCCAGAAAUAUCUCGUCGCGCCCGAGGCGAUGCCCGAGCAUUUGACCUGGUUCAAAUGGGAGAGCUACGCCACCUGGCUUUCGGGCUUCGCCAUGCUCGUCCUCGUCUAUUAUCUGGGCGCCGAUCUCUAUCUGGUCGAUCCGAACGUUGCCGACAUUUCGAUCCCGUUCGCCAUCGCCAUCUCGCUGGCGUCGCUGGCGUUCGGCUGGAUCGUCUACGACCAGCUCUGCAAGUCGCCGCUCGGCGAGACGCCGACCGUCCUGAUGCUGCUCCUUUUCGUGCUGCUCGUGGUCAUGGCCUGGGGCUACACGCAGGUGUUUUCGGGACGGGCGGCGCUUUUGCACCUUGGCGCCUUCACCGCCACGAUCAUGACGGCGAACGUGUUCCUGAUCAUCAUUCCCAACCAGAAAAUCGUCGUCGCGGAUCUCAAGGCCGGCCGCACACCCGACGCCAAAUACGGCAAGAUCGCCAAGCUGCGCUCGACGCACAACAACUACCUCACCCUGCCGGUGAUCUUCUUCAUGCUGUCGAUCCAUUAUCCGCUGGCGUUUGCGAGCGAAUACAACUGGCUGAUCGCGGCGCUGGUGUUCCUGAUGGGCGUGACGAUCCGGCACUAUUUCAACACGCGUCAUGCGCGCGCCGGCAACCCGACCUGGACGUGGCUGGCGACGGCGAUCCUGUUCGUUCUCAUCAUGGCGAUUUCGACCUGGCCGCUCUUUUCGGACGAUCCGGCCAACCCAGAGGACGCCAGGGCCACGCCCUAUCAGGAGCGGAUCAUGGCGACCGAGGGCUUUGAGGAGGUCGCAUCGAUCGUGCAGGGACGCUGCUCGAUGUGCCAUGCCACCGAGCCAUUCUGGGACGGCAUCGUCUUCCCGCCCAACGGCGUGCGGCUCGAAACGCAUGCGCAGAUCGCCGCGCAUGCGCGCGACAUCUACAUCCAGUCGGGCGUCACGCACGCCAUGCCGCCGGCGAACGUGUCCUUCAUGGAGGAUGAAGAGCGCCGCGCGAUUGUCGAAUGGUUCCGCUCGGUUCAGUGA